Messenger RNA from Patella vulgata (common limpet), 7961 nucleotides. RefSeq lists its product as uncharacterized. Lineage: Eukaryota; Metazoa; Mollusca; Gastropoda; Patellidae. Gene Ontology annotation, biological process: adenylate cyclase-activating G protein-coupled receptor signaling pathway; cell surface receptor signaling pathway. The coding region runs from base 46 to 1062 and encodes 338 amino acids. Gene Ontology annotation, cellular component: plasma membrane. The record is from RefSeq and is a predicted model, not a curated record. Gene Ontology annotation, molecular function: G protein-coupled receptor activity. The transcript is spliced from 14 exons.
ACUAACAACCGGAUGUAGACUGCAAUCAGGACAUAAACAACAAAGAUGUCUGCUAAAGACGAAAACUGGACAGAAUUGCGAAAUUUAACUCAUGAUUGUUUAAUAUUUCCCGAGAAUCCAAGUCACUGUGAUACUGUAGUAGUAGCUAGAAAAAUAACAGCUUCAUGUUCUUUUAUAGGAUGUGUGUUUAUGAUAUCUGUGAUAUGGUUAUUUAAAAAAUACUCAAUAUUUUCACAGAGGUUAAUAUUAUAUUUAAGCAUUGGAGCUGUAAUGGAUAGUAUUGCUUAUUUAAUGAGUGGUAUGAGACCUGAUGGGCCGACGUGUAAUUUUCAAGGAUGGUGGUUGACAUAUUUUGAUUGGACAGUAUUAUUAUGGGUGGCUUGUAUAACUGGUAAUCUUUAUAUGAAUGUAAUUAAAGCUAAAUUAACAGAUAGAUAUGAAUGGGCUUACCAUGUGUUAUGCUGGGUUUUCCCCCUGGUAAUAUCUUGCCUUCCGUUUAUAGGAGAUCAAUAUGGUCCGGCUGGUGCUUGGUGUUGGAUUGUUGAAAAUUGGAGAUGGAGACUAGGAAUUUGGUAUGGUCCAUUGUUUUUGAUCAUUAUAAUGCUAUUUGUGACUUAUACGUAUAUAAUAGUUAUUUUGAAACGAAAGGCAACAACAUGGGAAGGUAUAUAUGAUCCUGAUACAGAAAGAAAUCAUCAAUUAUUAAAAGAAGAUAUAAAACCAUUAAGAUAUUAUCCAUUUGUAUAUCUGGCAGUUUCUAUAUUCCCUCUUAUUAAUAGAAUUCAGAAUGCUCUUUCACCUGAUUAUCAUUUAUUCUGGUUGGUAUUACUUGCCUCUAUAUCAGCUCCACUACAUGGUGCAUUGAAUGCUGUAGUAUUUGGCAUGGAUAUAGAAACAUUAAAGCGUCUUUCACCAGCUCAAAUCAGGGUGGCACUUCAAGCUCAUCUUUACCAUCAACCUGUCCGUGAAUAUCCAGUAGCCUUUGGUGUUCCCGAUACCUACCUAACUCCAGAGACAGUCUCUCCCAAAUUCCAGAACAUAUCCUACUCUCAACUACAUUGACAUUUGUGUUAUUUAGAUCUAAAUUAUUAAGACUUUUUGUAAUAUACAUAAAUGUUUUACCUCCCUAAAGCUCUCAUGUCCCAUCACUUACACUAAUAGUGGCUUUUAUUAACAAUGGAAAUGGGGUAUAAUGUCUUGUCAAUAUGUUUGAUACAAACAUAAAAAUAUGGUUAUUUUCAUUUCGAUGGUUACAUGUGUAAUGUAGGGAAAGGGAGUUUUGACAUCAGCAUUUCCUCCUAUACAUUCAAGAGUUCUGUGUGAGUAUCUCAAUGUGUAUUCAGAUCCCAUCGACCGGCUGGUCACAAAUCAUAAUCAGCCCUUUAGACUCCACCCAUGGCAAGUGAAGGCCAGACUUGAAAAAUCCUGAAUAUUCUUCUCGACCAACGCUGAAAUUCGAACUGGGGACUUUCUAUUUAUUUGAGAGUUCAGUGGCCUGAAUGCUUGCCCCCCAGGUUCAUUGCAUUACAUUUUGAAAAACUUUUUAUGGCCUGGUCUAAUGGUAUACAACUGUAUCUUUAAAGCUUGCAGUGGUGAGUCAUUGAAGUCUGAUACACCCACAUUUUCCGUGGGUCUGUGUGUCAGUUCUUUGUUUGUGGACACUGCAGGUUGCAAUUUUUAUCCGAUUUUGACGAAUCUUAAAAAAUGUUUAUAUUCCAAAGAUCUGGAUUCAUUUCAAUAUUAGCAUUUAUCAGUCUGUACCUUCAUGAAUUAUGGCCCCUUAUUUUACGAAAAAUCCUGUAUUUAGCUUCAGGCCCCUCUAGAGGUCACAAUUUUUAUCUUAUUCUGAUGAAAGUUAAAAUAUAUGUUUAUAUCCCAAAGAUCUCUGUUCCAUUCGAUAUUGGCGCAUGUUGGACAUAACUUCCUGGAUUAUGGCCCCUGAUUAUACGAAAAAUUGAAUCUUUAGUUUGUGACCCCUCUAGAAGUCACAACUUUUAUUUAAAAACCAUUCACCAUUAAACCAUAAAUUCACUUAAGUUCCCAUUUCGUGAUUAAAACCUCCCGUCAUAAUAGUGGAAAAGCAUGCAAGGUUGUGGACCAUCUAGAGGCCACAAUUUUUGUUAGAAAUUAGGGCGCAUCAGAAUUUCCGUUAUGGAUUUAUGCCCCCUGGUCUUUUACGCAAAAUGUGAAAUAUGUACCACAUGUACAUAUGUACCAUAUGUUCCAAUGCUUCACAUUUGAUUAGAAAUAAGUCUGUUCAAAACUGUAGCCUCUAUCCGGUCAUAAGGUUUUUGGAAUAAGGGGGUAACUUCAGAACUGGGUUCGUCUCUAAUGACCCCAAUGAUACACACCAAAUUUGAACUAAAUUCGUUAAAAACUGUAUCCUGCUCCGAAGAUUUUCGUUAAAGGGUUGAUAACUUCAUAAAUGGAAAGUUGGGGAACGCUGAAUAUCGCUAGGGUUCAGCCUCCCAUGAACUCAUUGGUUCACACCAAACCUGAAAAAGAUUGGUUUGAAACUGGCCUCUGUUGUGUUCACAAAGUUUUCGGCUGAGUGGACAUAACUCUGGAAGGAAAGGUUAUAGAACACUAAUUAUAAAUACGUUUCAUUCUCUUAUGACCCCAAUGCUUCAAACAGAAUUUGAAAAUAAUCUGUUAAGAAAUAUAGCCUUUACUCUUUCCAAGCUUUUACUGAAAUGGGGAAAUUACUGUGGUAUGAUGCACAUCCAAUUCAAAUUCAUCCAGGAUCUUUUGAUUUUUUACACAUAAUUUAAGUUUUGUCGAAAUCGGGCAAAUAUUGAGGCCUUUGUAGGGUCCACAAACUUUGAACAUAUUUCAAAUUCAAACUCAUCCGAGAUCUUUUGAUCCUUAUUAUAUACUUGUAUGUGAAGGUUCAUCUGAAUUUGACAAAAAUUAUGGACUCUGGAGUAUCCACAAACUUUGUACAUAUUUCUAAGCCUGUCAAAAUAUAUUGCUAUAUUGUAAUACAAUCGUGCGCGAUAAAUUUUUACUGUAUCGAUAUUCUUCUACUUUUGUUUUAUUUUGCUGAGCACUUGAGGGUUGUUGUAAAUGUUAGCUAGACAGCUUAUAAAGACUUUCUUAAACACAAAAUUUGUUAUUUGUUUGCACAUUUGGACCAAUACAAGUCAAUCGUAAUUACUCAUGUUGUUUUUGCCUUGACGAAUGCUAUUACUAAAUAUAGUGUGGUGUUGCCGUGAUCAUAUAUUACAUUACAUACGAUCCAUAGUUUUACAAAGUGACCAAGAAAAACAGAGCAAAAUGUUAAUAAGAAUAAAAAAAAGUCUAAUGAAUAAAUUAUUGUGAUGUAAGACAAUAAUGUUUUUUUAUUGAAAACAGAGUCUAUUAAACAUUGUAAAAGUGUCUUUUACAAGCAUGUUACUAGUUUUUUUUGGUACUGUCUCCAACACUGAAGUAGGAUAGCCUAUAAGUGUCCAAAGACAAAACCAAAGUUGUAGAAUAAUAUUUUAUAUAAAACUUAUAUAUAAAAGAAAUAAACAAUAAAACUAUUCAAAAUAAAACUAUGCUUUGUGAUAAGCUCUGAUUUUAUUAGAAGUAUUGCAAUACUGCAAUAUAUUCCAAUAUUUUUUGUCAAAAAAGUGAUUAUCUGAUCAGCAUAAAAUUUAUAUGCAUUAUUAUAUAAUGUAUUAUACAUCCAGAUUCAUCGUGUUUUUAGCUAUCGCUCCUUGGCAAAUUUUCCUUUCGGAUAACUGCUGUCAAUACAUUGCUGCUGUUUAGCUAUCUCUCAAAUUAGCUGCUAAGCAUUGGGGUCAUGAGAAAAUGAAAACCCACAAUAUUCAGUGUUUCGCACCCCCCCCCCCAUUCCGCUGUACAUUACCACCCACCUCCCUAUCCCCCCAACCCUGUGGCCAGUUCAGGUACAGUCGACAUGAAACUUGGCGUCAUAAUACUAAGAGGGUGCCAAUGAGAUCAUGCUUGGUUCCUCAUCCAGACAAUACUAUUGUAUUUGUUAAUCAAAUAACAUUGUAUCAAUUUUAGUUGGCUAUUCAGGCUCACAGAGCCCCCAAAACACAGCUGCAAGAAUAUCCACAACCGAAUCCACAAGGCCAGGAACACCUGGAAUAGAGCUGCCAGGAACACAUGGAUGACAGAUUCUUCUCUAAUGAAAUAUUCCUGAAGAUGAGAUACUGGUACGGCACAAUUUGCUCAACAAUUUCCUUUGAUAUUUAUUUAUGUUUAUAGUAUUUCUGUAUUUAUUUUUCUGAUAAUUACUGAAUGGUUUAUAAUCUUAAUAAUUUAUUUAUUUUAUAGAAUAUUUAUACAAACAUCACUUAUUAAUUUGUUUAUAUUAUAUAAUAUUUAUAAGAGUAUUGGUAUAUCGAUGAUGUAACAGUUGUUAUUUGAAAAGCAAUAUCAUUUUAGUUGUAAUUUUGGAGGUUUAGAGUUGAUGGUGGAACGGUCACGCUGAAUCGAUAGGCAUACGUCGUAUUGAACACACAACCCCAAACCCACCCCCCAUCACAUUUUUAUAUGCCCACAUGUCAUCAUUACCGUCUGUCGGUAGGUCAACAAUUAGGUAGUUCGCAUAAUAUACUAGCUCCUACAUUUCAGUGUAGGCCCACAUAUAUUACAAUCACAAAAUGAGAUUUUGAAAAUUAUUUCAGAUCAUGAUGUGCCACAUCUGACUAAAGUGGAUGCCAAGCGUGAUAUCUUUUUUUUUUUUAAACUGACCAAAAUUAAACCUUUCCUUAAAUGAGGCAAGUCUCUAACUCAGUAUCAUCCACAGUCUUCGACAUUGAUCUUGUUAUCUUACCUUGAAAACAUGGGCUUCUCAUAUCCAAUAUUUAAGACAAAAUAAACAUUUUAAAAUUGGGAAACGAAUCGCAUGCCAGAAUGCUUUCAAGCGGCAUUUGUAUUGAAGCUAAUCGGUGAACGAAGCUAAGCAUAUCCUACAAAGGAAUACUAUUGGCAUAGAUUAGAGUAACCAGAUGCCAAAGACUGCCAUUCAAUUUGUACUCUUUGUGUAUUUUGCCGAACAUAACUGGUUAGAAAUUACAGUAAAAACAGAAACGAAUGAAUGUAAAUCAGUUUAGAUACAUUCAUAUUUCAUUAUUAUAUGCGUUACGACCCAUUUGUGUCCAUUUCUAGGUGCCAAAGAAUAGAGAUUUAGCUCCUUUCAAAUGUCACAAUUGACAAAUGGUAGAAAAUUGAAAUAUAAAGGGUGUGGUAUAUGUAAAGUGACAUAUAUUUUUUAUCCGCCCACAUUUUCAUGUGGAUAUAUUGUCGUCACCCCUGUCCAUCCACAAUUUGUUUGUGGACACUCUACAGGUCACAAUUUUUAUCUGAUUUUGACAAAACUUGAAAUAUAGUUUAUCUCCCAAAGGUCUGGGUUCCUUUCGAAAUUUGCAGGUAUCGGACCGUAACUGCAUGUUUUUAGCUUGUGGACACUCUAGAGGUCAGAAUUUUUAUCCGAUUUUGAUGAAACUUGAAAUGUAUGUUUAUAUUGAUUCCUUUUGAUAUUCGCACAUAUUGACCAUAACUUCCUGAAUUAUGACCCCUGAUUGUAAGAAAUAUUGCGUCUUUAGCUUGUGGUCCCUCUAAAGGUCACAAUUUAAAAACGUUUAAAUAUAUCACGAUUACACCCUAAUGAUGAUUGAGUUUUAAUUUCCUGAAAAUCUGACCAAAACUGCCCGAAAAAAUGGCCACUCUUUGUUCCUUUCGAUUUUCAUGCAUAUCGAACUGUAACUUCCUGGAUUAUGAUGACCCCUCAUUGUACAAAAAAAUGACUUUUUUUAGCCUGUUCUCUGUCCAUCUCUUGCAAAAUGUGGGCAUAUAUUGCAUGGCAACCACUUGUUUUAUUAUUGAUCACUUACAUUAUAAAUAAAACAUACAUGAUAGCAUAUUAAUUGAACUAUGAGAUGUAAUAGUUUGUUUUGGGAUACAUGAAAUCGAUGGUUCAUGUAACCGCUUUAUGACCGACCUUUUCCACAUUCAACCACCAAAAAUAUUUGCCAUGCAAGAGAAAAGUUCUUUUGGUCAAUGAUUCUGAAAGAAUACACCUCUGGGCAUAUUUUAAAACCACAAUAAAUUUUCUAUCCCUGGGAAAACUACCACAGUUUAUUUUCUUGAUAAUUAUAUACCUGAAACAACACAGUAAUAGUCUCAAAAUGACUCAAUAUCAACAAUUGUUGAAAAAACAAAUUUUUUGGAAAUAUUGGCCAAAGUUUAGUAUUAAAGCGGCAGAUGUGUAGACUAUACUGUCAAGAUCUACCACAAUUAACCUUUUCUGAGACCUGGUCAUUUAUUUCUCUAGCACAAGUUUUUGUUUCAUUGUUCCCCUGCCUUGAUGGAGUUCGAUGAUGAACAUUGUCUACCUACUGUAAGCAGACAUAGGCAAUCUGAUCGGUUGAUGCUUUGGGUGAUGACUGAUGAAACUCUGAGUAUAGAUUCAUUAUAUCAUUACCUUGACUAAGUUCGAUGAUGAGAAUUUUCUGCUUAGGCUGAGAAGCAAUUUGAUUGGUCAAUACUUUGGAACAUAACAACUCUGCUUUUAAUUGAUGUAGAAUGUUUAAACUGGGUGCAGAUGUUCAUUAGUUGAGUUCAAGACUAACAUUUUGAACUAAACCUAAUUAAGCAGAGCUAAGCAAUUAUAUUGGGACAAGAUAACUUUGAUUCUAUCGGAUAGAGAGUGAUGAAACUUAGUGUAUAGUUGUUUAUCAGUUUGAUUGCUUGAUACUUUUGAAAAAAAAAAAAAUAUGCGAUUAACUAAUAUGUGUCAUCUAUUUAUUUUGGGAUUUUGGUGGGGGUCAUCAGCCUCACUGUUGGCUUCUUCAUUUUGUAAUCAUUUUUUUAAAAAUUGUAUCACUGGUUCAACAAACAAGCUUUGAAAUCGAAUACUUUAUUCGGCAAAUUAUCAUUCUGUCAUUGGUAUUUUUGAAAAAUAAUCGAAUUAAUUAUAAUUUGUGGAUCAUUGUUUACCCUUUAUCUCGAUUCUGGGCAGAAACAACGUUCAUACAUUUAUGUGCUAAUUAAAGCCUUAGAAGCCAAAUCUCUGCCAGAUUCAGACAACCAGAUUUAAAUAAACUGUGUCUGAUUCAAACUUUUUCCAAAUUUAAAAACUUUCCUCAGAUUAAACAGUUUGACUGAUGCUCCCCCCCACUUGAACUCAAACAUAGAUAGAUGAUGCUUUAAUUACUUGGAUAUUUAUCCCUGUUUAUAGAGCAAUCAAGCGGUUUACCACUCUGUUCAACCUGAGCAGAAGAUGCUCAUUAUCAAAGUCAUUUAAGUUAUUGAAAGGAAACACCAAGUUCAUGACUGUCAUUCAGUUAGAAUCAAAAGUCAGGAUCAAUCAACUUGCUUACCACUCCUCUUAACAGAAAAUUAUCAUUGUGUCUGAAAACUAAAAUUUCCAAAACAUCCACCGAAACAAUAAUUGACAAACAAUAAAGGAUUUCAUCAAAUCAAAAAAUAAAAUUGUGAGAAAAAAAAGUAACAUGAAAAAUAUAAUUUUUCAAACAAAUUUUUUGUGCUCAACAUACGGACAGCGAUGCAGACAUGGGGUUCGAUACACGGUACGGAGGGCAAUUCCACAGGACCGUUCCACCACUCUAAGCAAAAUAUAUUUCAAACAAAACACUAUUCAAAUAAAAACUGACACAACACUACCUUCUUAGAACAAACUCCACUUUAUAAUUUGUUAAUGUAAUAUGUCAUUUAUAAGGUCACUUCAUAAUUCUUUUAUAUUAUAGAAUCUUCAUAGAGCCGAAUUAAUAUUCAAGUAUAUUUUUAAUGAUGUAAACUCAAAUAAGUAUUUCUGUUGCAACAGAAUCAGUGUUUAGCCCAUUCCAUUAAUACAUCACAUUUUAUAACAAAAUAAUUUCCUUUUAUAAUUAAACAUAAUUUUGUAUGCGCAAUGCACAAAUAUAUGCCUUUUAUGAUGUCCAUAUAAAUAAUUGUUCUGUAAUAAAAUGUUCAAAUAUUGUCAA